AUGACUUCCUCAACUACGCUCAUGACGUUCCUAGUGCAAACUCCGCCAUCUAUACGAUCCGUCAACUUACUCGGUUCAUGGGACAACUUUUCCAAGCCAUAUCCAAUGAAAAGGGAUAGCCGACUUGGUGCUGAGCAUUGGUCCGGUUGUUAUAACUUUGAGAACAUUGUCUGUGACGGUCGUGUUGAGCAAGCGUGUGGCAGGCGACAAGGAGGCUUGAAGAUGGGCGGUAGGUAUUGGUAUCAUUAUCAAUUGGACAACGACAUUGAAUUUCACAACCCAGCCGAACCGUCCACGACAGCUUGUCCAAUGCUCCCUGGACAGCCCGUCAAUGUUUUGGAUGUCCCAAUGCAUUUCAGCACUGGCCAUCGUAGACACCGAAACGCAAGUGUCAGCUCUACAAGCUCCGAGUUGAUGACUAUGAAUCCCGAGGACAGAUAUCUGAAUCCUCGACCCGCUCCGAAGCCAGCCCUUGCCACUUUGAAUACUUCAGCACGACAAAAUUCUGCCCCGAGCUUGGAAGGCUCGCCUUUGAAUCUUGCAGCUGCCCCCGGCCGGUCCAGGCAUGGUCGCAAUGCUUCCCUUCCCUUGAGCGCUGUUUCCUUACGAACUUUCCGCUUGCCACGGAAGGCCUCAAUUGAUUCCAGAGGUCGAUCAGUCUCGCCUCACCAUAUAUCAACAGGAUUAAAAGCAGCAUUCCGCCAAUUCGCUCCUCUGAAGCCGCCUAGUCCUGAAGCUAAGGCUGGGAGAGGCCGUGCUCGCUUUCCCACCUCCCAUCGAGAGCGCCUGUCGUUGGACCAGGCUUGGCGCUCCAACCGAGCAGCCCCUGAAUGCACAGACAAGCCAAGCUCUAGCGAAAGCUCUACCAACUUAUCCAGAGGCAGGUCUCCAACACCUACUGUGGGCCGGGAAGGUGGUCAGGCUCGGAAAACAAGCUUGGUGCUGCGGCAAAGCGUCGAGCAUCUCCAUAAUGCCGAAGCAGCAUUCGCAGUCUCCUCGUUUCAGAGCCACAGGAGGCAGAGAUCUCGAUCGAGGGAACCUUCUCCUUUGCGCACAUUGUUGACCGAGCCAGAGCAACCCAACGGAGGGUGCAAGGUGCAAGACGCCGCUUGCCCACCGUACCAACCACUGGAGACUCUGAAAGAAGUCACCUCGGCUCAGAACACACCCAUUUGGCCGUCAUCUGGGCUGAUUGCUCCAGCUAACGAGCUUUGCAGACCCGAUAGUACUUCGCAGCCCUCUGAAAAGCGACUGCCAACUUUGCCGAAUACUCCCCUAACCUUAUCUCCAAAUAAAAACUCUAAAAUGCGAUUAACCUGCAGCUCCACAGAUCUUGCAGGACUCACAACCGGUCCCUCAACCCACUUCUCGCAUUGGACUGUUACCACUGAUUCCUCAUAUACAUCGUCUCAAUGGUCUAGCAUCUUCUUUGAUGGCAAAUCGCCGGCUUCAACACAAGAGACCGAGCACUCGACUCCAUCAAUGUCGCCAUGCGGGAUUACUUCUGCUGGGCAGAGUCAAGAGGCUGUGAAGCAACGAGAAAGCUCCUCUGUGCUGAAAGCGAACAGAAUGCCCUCCGUUGUCAGUUCAUCAACAAUUAGUUCUUACGACAACCCCUCACCUUCUUCUCCGAUUUCUGAGACAUCUGGAUCCACACGCGCUCCCAAAGACGAAUCCACCUUGCUACAGAAACGGUACGGAAUGAUGCUUGGCAGUUUCGACACGUACAGGCUCCCUGCCGGUGCUGGGGCACCAGAUGCCACACUCAAACCUCAUUUUCCUUAUUAUGUGGAUGGUCGACCUCAAGACGAUGUCUCUGACCACGUGAGAGUUACCGCGGAGGAUUUUCCACACACAACAACCAUGCAGCAAAUUAUGCAAGAAUUGAGCUAUCUGAAGGACAUGAUUCAAGACUGA
Endocarpon pusillum Z07020 is the source of this 1917-nucleotide messenger RNA. RefSeq lists its product as uncharacterized. The record is from RefSeq and is a predicted model, not a curated record. The transcript has 3 exons. NCBI's taxonomy places the organism in Eukaryota, Fungi, Ascomycota, Eurotiomycetes, Verrucariales, Verrucariaceae. Bases 1 to 1917 code for a protein of 638 amino acids.